CCAAGAGGGUUCAUUCUUACCGUUUUGACUGGAGGACCUGCGUGAUUGUCUACCUGCGACCUUGGCAACCGACGAAAUGAGUGGUCGAGUCGGUGACUUGAGCAAUAAGCAGGCGGAAACCUUAGAGCAGUUUCGAACGAGAAUUGAGGACAUUCUCCCUAACCUUCCCGCGCAACAUGAUCACUACCUCCUUCGCUGGCUACGAGCUCGGAGCUUCAACAUCGAAAAAACUGAUGCGAUGCUGAGAAAGCACGUGGAAUUCAGGAGGCACAUGAAAGCAGACACCAUCAUCUCUGACUGGAAGCCUCCUGAGGUGAUAGAGAAGUACCUGCCUGGGGGGAUGUGUGGCUAUGACCGCGAGGGUAGUCCCAUCUGGUACGACAUCAUUGGUCCGCUGGACCCCAAAGGCCUCAUGAUGUCGGCCACCAAGCAGGACUUCAUGAAGACCAAGAUCAGGCACACGGAAAUGCUACGCAAGGAGUGUCAGAGACAGUCUAAGAAGCUGGGCACAAAUAUCGAGACCAUAACUCUGAUCUAUGACUGUGAGGGGUUGGGCCUAAAGCACCUGUGGAAGCCUGCCCUGGAGGCCUAUGGAGAGACGCUCACCAUGUUUGAGGAUAACUACCCGGAAGGCCUCAAGAAGGUGUUUCUCAUCAAGACUCCUAAGCUCUUCCCCAUGGCUUACAACCUCGUCAAACAUUUCCUGUGUGAAGAAACGCGGCGAAAGAUUGUUGUGCUGGGAGCCAACUGGCAAGAGGUGUUACGUAAACACAUUGACCCGGAGCAGCUGCCUGUGGUGUAUGGGGGGUCUCUGACAGACCCGGAUGGUGACCCACGUUGUCAGACCAUGAUCAAUUAUGGCGGAACAGUGCCCAAGACCUAUUAUGUUCAGGACUCUGUGAAGGUUCAGUAUGACAACAGCGUGACCAUCAGUCGAGGCUCUGUCUUUACACUGGAGUGUGACAUCACCACCCCUAGCAGCCUUCUGAGGUGGCAGUUUGCGAGUGACGGGGCCGAUAUCGGGUUUGGUGUUUUUAGGCGCACUCAGGAGGGGGGGACUCAGAAGGUGGAGGACAUGCUCCAGGUGCUGCGCAGCGAGCGCUACAAUGCCCACAUGGUCCCAGAAGACAGUUCGCUCACCUGUGAUGAGCCGGGAGUAUAUGUUCUGCGUUUCGAUAACACUUACAGCAUUCUGCAGUCAAAGAGGAUCAGCUACAACAUGGAGGUUCUCCUCCCGGACGGACAGACUCAGAGCCCCAGGAGCUGAGGAGAUGGACGGCUGCAGUGAUGCACACACAUACUUGCACAAACACUAACACACACAUAGGCAGAGACAUGCCUAGCCACACUUGCACUUGGCAAGGUUACAGUGGAUUGAGUAAUUAAUUACCCAGUUUGAACUUGUUCUAUCAUACUGGGGUGGUGUUGUGCAGUUCUAAGAGUGUUUUAUAUGGAACAAUAUUGUUGAUAUGCUAUCACUAUUCUAUAAUUGUUUCUAACCUCAUCUGACCAAGACAUGGGCAUGGUAACUUGGACCUGGUCCCCCAGGCACUGCUGAUAUGGCUGCCCGCUGCUCCUGGCUGCCCUUGGAGGAAGAGCAGCUUGGAGGGGACAAAUGCAGAGAACAAAUUCCUUAGGUGGACACUCCUACAUGCGUGUGAUUGUGUGUGUGUGUGUGUGCUCGGUGUUGCCACUCCCUUCACACGUGUGUGUCUGUCCUAUUGUGAGAUUAAUAUAUAUAUAUGUUUCCUUUCGAUCUACUGUUUUGUUCACAGUUCUUUUCUACUCAAAUAUGAUUUUAUUUUGUGCAUUUUAAGAUGAAAGAUUGAAGGAUAUCUCAAUUCCUCUUCACAUUCAUUCAAGGUUUGAAUUAGAUCAAAUCUGAUUCCUGCACAGAAGUCUGAUUUAACCUAUUGUAAAGGUGGUGUAAACAAUUAGUAGUUGUUAUUAGCUCCAAUUGUAUUGACCCAACGUGGCAGUUAUUUGAGCUUAAUAGAACAAACUUGUUAUUUGUACAAUUUUAAAUAAUGUUUUAAAUGCUGAUGAAAUGAAGGAACAAUAAUAGACAAGUAAAAUAGAAAAAAAGUACUUGGUUUGUAUUUUCAAAAAUGAAUAAAAGGCCUCAUAAUAGCAGCCAAUGGAUAUCAGGACAAAUCUAAAUUGUGACCUUAUAUUCAAUUUUAAGAUAUUUUCACUGUAGAUGGGCAUGUGUAUAAUCAGUGGCGGUUCUAGACAAAUUUUACUGGGGGGUCAAGGGGGGGCCAGUGUUUAGUCAGAAGGGCACAUAAAAAACGGAAACAAAUGAUAUUAAAUACUUUAAUUUUGUUUUACAUUAAAAUCAUACAAAAUGCUCUGGCUCUCCCUCUUCCAGCUCCUCAACUCUCAAUACCUUGAUGUGUUUCUUUAACUUUUUUUUUUACUGGGGCAAAAAAGGCUGCAAUGUCCCUUCCUCGGUUCAUGAUGACUACUAGGAGAAGAAAAACGUGUUAAACAUUUUUUUUACAGGGGCACUGGCCCCUGCAGGCCCCCAUGUAGAAACGUUCCUGUGUAUAAUUGAAAUACACCAUUAAUUACAUAUAGGACACUGAUUGUUAUACCAUGUGUAUUCUCAAAAUAAAA
This is a messenger RNA of Hypomesus transpacificus, 2619 nucleotides long. It is a transcript of the gene sec14l7, whose product is annotated as SEC14-like lipid binding 7. Bases 77 to 1267 code for a protein of 396 amino acids. Lineage: Eukaryota; Metazoa; Chordata; Actinopteri; Osmeriformes; Osmeridae. The transcript has 12 exons. Gene Ontology annotation, cellular component: cytoplasm. The record is from RefSeq and is a predicted model, not a curated record.